Molecule: messenger RNA, 1953 nt
Organism: Aspergillus niger
Lineage: Eukaryota; Fungi; Ascomycota; Eurotiomycetes; Eurotiales; Aspergillaceae
Exons: 3
Coding region: 1-1953 (650 amino acids)
Molecular function (GO): aldehyde dehydrogenase (NAD+) activity
Source: RefSeq, a predicted model, not a curated record
AUGGACUCACUCGACCAAUUCAUCCCCCCGGCUCUCCAGCCUCUGGUGGGCCAUCUCCGGACUCAGGCCCCGUUGCUCGGCGUCACGUUGCUCUCGCUCGCAGCCGCGUACCUUGGCUAUCUCUACGUUCUGGGCAGGAAGGAAGCCGCUGUUUCGUUUAACGUGCCUAUCCCUCCAGAGAUUCGGGCCAAUUGGAAGGGCGAGAAGUGGGACAGCCUUCAAGGAGAGGGAAGAAAAGUGCUGGAGGGACAAGUCCGGGGAAUUUACCCUACGCCCAUAUUAUCUCGAAGUGCUUCUAACUUUCUCUCUCCUACGCAGCAAUGGAAUGACAACUUGAUUAUGAGCUACUGCCCCGCGGAUGGAAGAGUACUCGGCAAUGGAAUCAAACCGGCAACUCCUGACGAUGUCGAUCGCGCAGUCCUGGCUGCGAAGAGCGCACAGCUUGAAUGGGCCAAUACUAGCUUUGCAGAGAGGAGGAAGGUCCUCAGGACGUUGCUGAAAUACGUCCUCGACCACCAAGAUGAACUCGUAACUGCUUGCUGCUUGGAUUCAGGCAAAACCAAAGUCGAUGCUGCAUUCGGAGAGAUCCUCGUCACCGCUGAGAAGCUCAAAUGGACACUUGACCACGGUGAAAAGGCCCUGGCACCGGAAUCGCGCCCGACAAACUUCCUCAUGAUGUACAAGAAGAACAUGGUCACCUACGAGCCUCUAGGUGUCGUCUCUGCCUGUGUUUCAUGGAACUACCCUUUCCACAACUUCAUCUCCCCGGUCAUUAGCGCUAUCUUUGCAGGAAACGGUGUCGUUGUGAAGCCCUCCGAACAAACUGCGUGGUCCUCCGCUUUCUUCCUCGAGAUCAUCCGCGGAGCGCUCUCCAGCUGCGGCCACUCGCGCGACCUCGUCCAGAGCAUCGUUUGCCUCCCUAACGUCGCCGACCACCUAACCUCUCACCCAGACAUCUCCCAAUUGACCUUCAUCGGUUCCAAGCCCGUCGCCCACAAAGUCUGCGAGUCCGCCGCCAAAUCCCUCACCCCCGUGACCGUCGAACUAGGCGGCAAAGACCCAGCCCUGGUUCUUGACGACUCGCGCACGGUCAGCGAAAUCCCCGCCAUCGCCUCGAUCCUCAUGCGUGGUGUCUUCCAAUCCGCCGGCCAGAACUGUAUCGGCGUAGAGCGCAUCAUCGCCCUCCCCAACGCAUACGACAAACUUGUUGAGACCGUAUCCACCCGUAUCGCUCGCCUUCGUCUCGGCUCCAUCCUCCUCGACUCCCAAACCUCCGCCGGAACCCCCGACGUCGGCGCCAUGAUCUCCCCGGCCUCCUUCGACCGCCUAGAAUCCCUCAUCGCCGAUGCCGUCAAGCAAGGCGCACGCCUAAUCUGCGGUGGAAAGCGCUUCCAGCACCCCGAACACCCACUGGGCCACUACUUCACCCCGACUCUCCUGGUAGACGUGACGCCGACCAUGAAGAUCGCCCAGCAGGAGCUCUUCGCUCCGGUCUUCCUCGUGAUGCGCGCCUCCUCCGUCCCCCACGCCAUCUCCAUCGCCAACUCAACAGACUACGGACUGGGUGCCAGCGUCUUCGGCUACAAUCAGACGGAUAUUGCGAAGUGCGUGGCGAACAUCAAGUCGGGCAUGGUGUCGGUCAACGACUUUGGCAGCUACUAUGCGGUUCAAUUGCCGUUCGGUGGCGUCAAGGGAUCCGGGUACGGUCGGUUCGCAGGCGAAGAGGGCUUGAGGGGUGUCAGCAAUAUCAAGGCUGUUUGCGUGGACCGGUUCCCUAAGGUUAUGGCGACGAGGAUUCCGCCCAGAGUGGAUUACCCUAUUCGCAAGGGUGAUGGUGCGCGGCAGGACGGCACCGGCGCAUGGGAGAUGUGUAAGGGUGUCGUGGAGACGGGAUACCAGAUUACAUUGGGUGGGAGAGUGAGUGGGAUCUUGAGAUUGUUGUCGAACAUGUAA